UGAAACUGCAGUCCGACUCCUUGGACAUUAGUUUGAACUCGUCACUUGCGCACAUUUGAUCUCAGAUUACAGGGCGAGCGAUGAGGACAAACAAAGCAGUGUGUUCAUUGUGUGUCACACAACAUGCAUGCAGACGUGGAAAUGAUUCGGGUUACGUCUUCCAGCACACGAGAAAACCAUCAAACACUAAGCCUGUUGUACACAUUUUGAUUGUUUUUGUUGGUUGAGGUGAUGCUGGACAUACGUUGCCUCACUCUGUUCUAGCCAAAACUAUCUUUGCCCUCAUACUGACAGAAGGCUAUUUUGGAGUUUAGUAUGUGGAGAAAGAUAUGUCAGCUGUUCAGCACUACGCUCCAUCACAGCAGAGGAGAAAAACACAACGAGAGAGAGAGAGAGAGAGAGAGAGAGAGCACUGCUGCCUGUCAGCCUUGGGGACUGGGAUAUAGUUUGCAAACCUGGGCAUGUUCUCCUUUGGCUAAACAAUUGAUGCUAAUCUAAAAGGCUUUGUGAGAAACAAAUCAAGACCCGGAUGAGAUCAACUGCCAUGGAUGUUUUAUCCAGUGUUUUUUUCAGGUGAAGGUGUUUCAGAGGGUCUGCAAGGAUACUUUCUUUUUUGAAAACACCUCUCUAGAUGAAGUAAACAUUCACAGAGAAGAGCAGGAGACAUGGGCGACAACAUACCAGGUGGAAUUGUAGCAGCUGCAAAGAACCGGCUGCAGGUCGUGAAGGGUCUGGAGGAUGUGGAGGUGUCCGAAUGUGAGAGCUGCUCUUUUGAGGUGAAGCUCAACCUGGCCUACAUCGAGGGUGUGUGGACCAGAGAUGAGAUGCAACUCAAGUGUAAGCCCAACUGCCGCAUCAGUAUGCAUGGGAAGAAACACUCCCUCAUACUGAACAGGGUGGCUCUGGGAGAUGCUGGCCUGUUCUCUUUUGAGGCUAGUGGCAUUCAGACGUCCGGCCGCCUCAGUGUCAAAGCUAGAGAUAUCCACAUAGUGAAGGAGCUAGAGGAUGUCGACACAGUUGAGCGUCAACCUGUGAACUUCACAUGUGAGGUCAAUCAGGUGGAUGUGGAAGGUCGUUGGUACCGAGAUGACUGCAGGAUCAGAACGGGGGACAACAUCAAGAUCAGACACCAGGGUAAAUCUCACACCCUGAUGUUUCCGUCAGUCAGGCCGGAGCAUGCUGGAGAGAUCAGAUUCACUGCAGAGCGUGUGUCAUCCUAUGCAACGCUCACGGUUACAGAGCUCCCAGUCCAAAUAGUGCGCCCUCUGAGGGUCAAGGUAGCCAUGUAUCACUACCGGGGUUUGCUAGAGUGCCAGGUGUCACGACCUAAUGCUCACGUCAGGUGGUACAAGAACGGAAAGGAGCUCCUGCCCAAUAAGAAGUACCAACUAAUCAGCCAAGAUGUGUACAGGCAGCUGACCAUUGACGACGUGUGCUCCUCAGAUGAGGACACCUACACCUGCGAUGCUGGAGAUGAUGAAACCUCAUGUCAGCUUCUGGUGGAGGAGCAGGCUAUCAGCAUAGUGCGGGGGUUGAGCUCGGUAGAGGUGAUGGAGCCAGAGCCAGCGCUGUUCCAAGCAGAGACCAGCCUGAAAUCUGUGAGGCCUCCCAAAUGGACCUUGAAUGGGGAGGUGCUGGAGCAUUGUGCCGCGGUGAACAUCAACAGGGACGGCGCCCUCCACAGUCUCCUUCUCACCUCCACAGAUAGCACCAUGUCUGGCCCUGUGCUCUUUGUAGUUGGAAAGAGUCGUUCCACUGCUCAGCUCACUGUGAAAGAACGACCCCUUGAGGUUGUUCACCACUUGGAAGAUGUGGAGGUGAAAGAGAACAGUUCUGUGACUCUGAGGUGUCAGUUUGCCCCAUCUCCCAGGGUGGUGAGAUGGUUUAAAGGUCGGACUACCCUGAAGACCUCGAACAAGUACAGCAUGAGGAGAGAAGGGAAACGAGCAGAGCUGACCAUUCAUGGCCUGACAGGAAUGGAUGCAGGGCAGUACCGCUGCAUUGGUGGAGGCUCACAGAGCACAGCAUACGUUAAAGUAGAAGUGCGAACACUUAAGUUGGUCAAACACCUUGAGCCAGUGGACAUUGAGGAGGAUGGCAUUGCCUCUUUCUCAUGUGAGCUCAACUAUGUGGUUGCCAACGUGGAGUGGCUCCUCAACAACGUCCGCAUCUACCCCAACGCCAUCAACAGGAUCCAGCACAUGGGCACAAUGCACAGCCUCACAUUGAAGAAGCUGCGGCCACAGCAGAGCAGGGUCACCUUUAAAGCAGGCCUUCUCUCUGAGACGACACUCUUGAGAGUCAAAGAAUGUCCUGUGGUUUUCCUGAGGUCACUGGAGGAUGUAGUGGGAGAGGAGCAAGGGCAGGUCUGUCUGCAGUGUGAAAUUUCCAAAGAGACUGUGACUCCUGUGUGGAGAAAGGAUGGCAUGGUUCUGACUGCUGAUGAUAAGCAUGAACUAUUCCAGUCUGGGAAGUCCAUGGCACUGAUCAUCCAUUCCCUCAGCAAAGAUGAUGCUGGACAAUACAGCUGUGACCUGGGCACCAGCCAGACUAAGGCUAAAGUCAGAGUACACGACUUGCACCUCACUAUUGUUCAUCGUAUGAAGACAGCCUCUGUCUCAGAGGGUGAAAGCUGUUCUUUUGAGUGUCUCCUCUCUCACGAUCUUGACGACGAGGCUUCCUGGACAAUAAAUGGCCAGACGAUGGUCACCAAUAGCCGGACCCAGGUGAUCAACAGUGGCCGCAAGUAUCAGAUGACCAUCACAGAUGCCACUCUUAAGGACACUGGAGAUGUGGUCUUUACAAUUAAAGACCUCAGCUGUAGGGCCAUGCUUUUUGUCAAAGAGAAACCGGUGAACAUCUUCAGGGACCUGUUGAAUGUAAAGGGGGUGCCAGGCGAGGAUGCAGAGCUGAGCUGUGAAAUCGCCAAUACUGAGGUCACCAUUCGCUGGUUAAAAAAUGGCCAUCUCAUCAGACAGAGCCCUAAGUAUGUAAUGAACGUGGAGAAGCACUUGGCACGGCUGGUGGUCAAGAAUUGCACCAUCAGAGACUCUGGGGAAUACUGCUGUGAGGCUGGAGGUGUUGCCUCCCGUGCUAAGCUGGAGAUCAGAGAAUUCCAGCACACAUUUGCAAAGGAGUUGAGGGAUGCACGAGCAGAGGAAAAGGGUAAAGUGACCCUGGAGUGUGAGACCAGGCAUCCCGCCAAGCGAGUGACCUGGCUGAAGGGAAUGGUGGAGCUGAAGUCUGGCAGGAAGUAUGUGAUCAGGCAGAAGGGUGUGGUGUUGUCCCUGACCAUUACCUGUCUGGAGAAACUGGACACAGAUAUUUACACAUGCAAUGUCGGCACCAUGCAGAGCCGGGCGCAACUGACUGUGCAGGGCCAGUGUGUUUUGAUCCUGGAUGAACUUGAGGAUAUUGCGUGUCUCGAAGGUGAUACGGUCACAUUCAGGUGUCGAAUUUGCCCCGAUGACUACAUCGGGGUCAAGUGGUAUCUGGAUGAAACUCUGCUGUACACCAAUGAGCUCAAUGAGAUCAAGAUGUCGCCUGGAGGCUACCACAUCCUCACAUUUAAACAGCUCGCCCGCAAGGACACGGGCACCAUUUCAUUUGUGGCAGGAGACAAAAGGUCAUACGCGUCACUGCUGGUUAGAGAGAGGCGUCCCACCAUCACUAAAGCGCUGGACGACUGUGAGGCUAUUGAAGGAGGUGGUUUGGUUUUGUCAUGUGUGACGUCCAAACCAUGCCACAUUCUCUGGUACAAAGAUGGCUGCCUAAUGUGGAGCUCCUCCAGAUAUUCCGCCAGUCGUUCUGGCUGUGAGGCUCGACUGACAAUUCGAGAAGUCUGUAACAGUGAUGCGGGGGUGUACGAGUGCAGUGCAGGAUCUGUUACAACUAGAGCUGCUGUGACUGUCAAAGCCAUCCCAGCAGAGUUCAUCCAGCCUCUGACAACUGUGGAGGCCAAAGAAGGAGAGACUGUGACCCUGACCUGUGAGUACUCUUUGCCUGGGGUCCAGGUCCUUUGGAAGAGAGGGUUUGAGAGUAUCAGACCCGGAGACAAGUAUGCGAUGAAACAGAGAAAGACGAUCAUCUCUUUAACCAUCAAAUUCUUGAAACCUGUGGACUCAGGCGAAUAUUCCUGUCAGUGCCGCGAUCACCGCACGACUGCAAGUCUCAAAGUGCAUGCUAUUCCUAUUUCAUUCAUACAACAACUGAGGAACAUGCAAGCGGAGGAGGGCAGCAAUACCAUUCUGCGCUGUGAGCUGUCCAAACCUGGAGUAACAGUGGAAUGGAGGAAAGAGGAUGAGCAGCUGAGAAAUGGGGUCAAACACCAGAUAAGAAAAAGGGAGACGACUAUGGAGCUUCUGAUAUGGAAGUGUGUACCUGAGGACAGCGGAGUCUAUAGCUGUGUGUGUGCUGAUCAGAUGACGUCCGCCACUAUCAAAAUCACUGCUCUUCCAGUCACGUUCAAGCAGAAGCUGAGGAACGUGGUGAUCGAGGAGGGCAACACUGCGACUUUUCGCUGUGAGCUGUCUAAACCUGGUCAUGCUGUGGAAUGGAGGAAGAGCGGGAAUGAUCUCAUUAUAAAUGGAGACAAAUAUAAUACACGGCAGAGAGACAUGCUGGUAGAACUGAGGAUCAGUGAUGUGACAACUGAGGACAGCGACAUCUACACAUGCAUCUGUGGAAGCAUAGAGACGACUGCAACACUGACUGUAAAUGCUCUUCCCAUCACUUUCAAGCAAAAACUGAAGAACCUCCAAGUUGCGGAAGGACACAACAUCACAUUGAAUUGUGAGAUCAAUAAACCCGGAGUUCCAGUGGAAUGGAGGCUCGGAGGAGACCUGUUAGAAAACGGGGAGAAGUACCAGAUUAAACAAAGAGGCACUGCCUUGGAGUUGACCAUCAGAGAUCCUGUGCAAGAGGACAGUGGUGUAUACACCUGUGUAUGUAGAGAGCAGAGGACGAAGGCCACUAUUAAAGUUAUCGCAAUUCCUGCCACAUUUAAAAUGAGCCUGAAGAAUCAGGAGGCCGAAGAGGGGAACAGUGUGACGUUACGCUGUGAGCUGUCAAAGAAGGGAGUCCGGCUACAGUGGCAGAGGAACGGUGAGGAGCUGCGUGAGGAGAUGUCUCCGGGCAAGUAUCAGAUGAGAGUCGAAGGAAAAAUGGCUUUGAUGACCAUUGCCAAUGUCCAGUCAGGAGAUGCAGGGAGGUACAGCUGCAUUAUAGGUGAUGAGAAGACCACAGCUGAAAUCAAAGUGAAAUCGCUUCCUGUGAUAUUCAAACGAGAGCUCCAGCACGUUGUGGUAAAGGAAGGGGACAGUGGAGUUUUCUGCUGUGAGCUCUCCAAACCUGGAGCUCCAGUGGAGUGGAGGAAAGGCAGAGUCAUACUGAAGCCUGGAGGGAAAUAUGAGAUGAAGCAGGAGGGACAUCUCACUAAACUGGUCAUCAACAACACAGAGGAGAGUGAUGCUGGCAAAUUCACCUGCAAGACUAAAGACAGCCAAUCAACUGCCGAGCUCACUGUUCAAGCUUUACCAUCAAGUUUCAAGCUGCCAUUGGUAAACCAGGAGGUGACGGAGGGCAACAAUGUGGUUCUGCAUUGUGAGCUCAACAAACCUGCUCCCGUGGUGGAGUGGUGGAGAGGAAGUGAGCUGCUGAAGAAUGGAGCCAAGUAUCAGAUGAGAAAGAAGGACCUCCAGGUGGAGAUGAAGAUUUUGGACCUUAGUGUAGAUGACACUGGAGAUUAUACCUGUAUGUGUGGUGAACAGAGGACAACAGCUCGGAUCCUGGUGAAUGAACAACCCAUUAAAUUCCUCCAAGAACUGAAAAACAUUCAGGUGCAGGAGGGACAUGAGGUGACGCUCUGUUGUGAACUCUCCAAACCUGACAUUCCUGUGCAGUGGAAGAAAAAUGACAAAGUUCUGACCAGUGGAGAGAGAUACCACAUGAAGCACAAUGGCUCCACAGUGGAGCUGCUCAUCAAGAAAAGCCAACCUGAAGACAGUGGCACAUACAGCUGUGUUUGUGAUGACAUGAAAACGACCGCCACCAUCAUUAUCACUGCAAUUCCAGUCACAUUCAAGCAGAAGCUGAAGAACCAGGAGGCUGUGGAGGAGGGCAGCGUUAUGCUGCGCUGUGAGCUUUCUAAGCCAGGAGUCCCAGUAGAGUGGAGGAGAAAUGCUCAGCUCCUGAAGGAGGGAGACAAAUAUCAGUUGAAGCAAGAAGGCCGGGUGGCUGAGAUGCUGAUUAGAAAUUUAAGCCUCAAAGAUGCAGGGGAGUACUGCUGUUUUGUUGGCGCUGUUGUCACUUCAGCUGACAUCAAAGUAAGAGCACUCCCUGUAACAUUUAAGCAAGAGGUUGAGAAUUUAGAACUAAAGGAAGGAGGCAGCGGAGUUUUCUGCUGCAAACUCUCCAAACCUGGAGCUCCAGUUGAAUGGAGGAAAGGCAGAGUUGUCCUCAAACCUGGGUACAAAUAUGAGAUGAAACAGGAGGGAGGUCUCACAAAACUGAUCAUCAAUAACGUGGAGGAGAGUGAUGCUGGGAAAUACACCUGCAAGACCGAAGACAGCCAAUCAACUGCUGAGCUCACGGUCAAAGCUCCUCCCAUCACAUUCAAUACAAAGUUGAGGAACUUGGAGGUGGAGGAGGAGAACAGCGUCACAUUGAGCUGUGAGUUAUCUAAACCCGGCCUGGCUGUGGAGUGGAGGAAAGGAGGUGAGCUUCUGAAGAAUAAUAUCAAGUACCAGAUUAAGAAUCGAAGCAGCAACAUGGAGCUGACCAUAAGAAAUGCACAGCUGGAGGACAGUGGUCUCUACAGCUGCAUCCAUGGUGAUGUCAAGACCACAGCCAAUGUUACUAUCACACCAAUUCCCCUCGCCUUUAAAAUGGGUCUGAAGAACCAAGAGGCCCCUGAAGGUGGUAACGUGUCCCUUCGCUGUGAGCUGUCCAGGGCUGGGGUCCCCGUGCAGUGGUGGAAGGCAGAGGAUCAGCUGUAUCACGGGGGCAGAUAUCAGAUGAUACAGAAAGGAAACAUAGCUGAGAUGAUAAUAAAAAACAUCCAGCCAGAGGAUGUUGGACAAUACAGCUGCAUCUUUGGAGAGCAACAGACAACGGCUGAAGUGAAUGUGAGAGCGGCAGCAUCAGUAUUCUUUGAGAAGGAACUGGAAAACCAAGUGGUAAUGGAGGGGAAAUCUGUGCUGCUGUCCUGUGAAGUUUCCAAUGCUAAUGUCCCGGUCACUUGGAAGAAGGACAACAUUGUGGUGGAAGAAGGACGAUGCGUUAUAAAAAAGAGGGGCCCCACACACUCUCUGGAGAUCAAGAAAUUGCUUCUGGAGGAUGCUGGAGAGUACUGCUGUAUCACCAGAGGCAAAAAGACUGUGGCCAAGCUAAUUGUGAAGGAGCGAGUGAGGAUUGUUACUGCGCUACAAGACAUGACGGUGACAGCAGGAGAGGAUGCAGUGUUUGUGUGUGAGCUGAGCCAUGCAGAUGUGAGUGAAGGUGUCUGGUGGCUUGGGUCUAGCCCUCUGCAGAUGAAUGAGAUGAACCAGAUGAUGUGCCAUGGUCGCCAACACCAACUGGUCCUCACCAUGACGACACCCGAGGAGACGGGCACUGUGGCUUUUGUAAUUGGGGAUGAAAGGACCUCUGCACGUCUGCUAGUGGUUCCUAAACCCAAAGUUUUAAUUGAGGAAAAGCCUGAGGAUGUUGUAAUCAUGGAAGGAGACACAGCCUCUUUGUCCUGCACGAUCUCUGACCUUACCUCCACGGUUACCUGGAGACGCAACCAUAUUCCUCUUCGUAAUGGUGAUAAAUAUGAAUUACGUAAGGAGGGAAAGGUCAACCUGCUGCUUAUUCAUGAUGUGGAGGCCCUGGAUACUGGAAUAUACUGCUGUGAUACAGGGGAUAUGCAGAGCAGUGCCAAACUUACUGUGACAGAGCUCCCUCCAUUCUUCCAGGAAGAGUUGCAGAGUGUGGAAGUUGAAGAGGGAGGUGUGACCACUCUGCAUUGUGAGCUGUCUAAACUUGGAGUGCCAGUUCAAUGGAAGAAGAACAGACUGCCACUAAGAUCCAGCAGGAAAUAUGAGAUAAGGCAGGAUGGCUGCGUCCUCCAGCUGCACAUCAAGGAGCUCAAGCUUGAGGACAGUGGCAGCUACACAUGUGAAGCAGGCAGUGCAGAGACCACUGCAACUGUGACAGUGAAAGAACCCCUUCCAUUCUUCAAGAAAGGCUUAGUAAGUGUGGAGGCUGAUGAGGGAGGUGUAGUCUCCCUGUCCUGUGAGCUGUCUCGACCCGGAGUGUCAGUUAAGUGGAAGAGGAACAAACUGCCGCUGAGAGCAAACACAAAGUAUGAAAUCAUACAAGAUGGCUGCCUUCUUUAUCUCCACAUCAAGGAUCCCAAACCUGAGGACAGUGGCAGCUUCACAUGUCAAGUGGGAGGUGCAGAGACCACUGCAACUGUGACAGUGAAAGAGCUCUUGCCAUUUUUCAAACAAGAACUGAAGAAUGAGGAGGCUGAGGAGGAAGGUACAGUUUCUCUGUACUGUGAGGUGUCUAAGCCUGGAGUGGCAGUGCAGUGGAAGAAGAAUAAGCUGCCACUGAGAGCAAACAUGAAGUAUGAGAUGAGGCAGGAUGGCUGUCUCCAUCAGCUGCACAUUAAGGGGCUCAAACCUGAAGACAGUGGCAGCUACACAUGUCAAGCAGGAAGUGCAGAGACCAUUGCAAGUGUGACAGUGAGAGAGCUCCCACCAUUCUUCAAAAGGGCGCUACAAAGUGUGGAGGCUGAGGAGGGAGGUACAGUCUCACUGUCCUGUGAGGUGUCUAAACCUGGUCUGUCAGUGCAGUGGAGGAAGAACAGGCUGCCACUGAGAGCCAGCAGGAAGCACAAGAUGAAGCAGGAUGGCUGUCUACUGGAGCUCCACAUUGAUGAGCCCAAACCUGAGGACAGUGGCAGCUACACAUGUCAAGCAGGCAGUGUAGAGACCACUGCAAGUGUGACAGUGAAAGAGCUGGCUCCAUUUUUCCACAAGGAAUUACAAAAUGUGGAGGCUGAGGAGGGAGGUCCAGUCUCUCUGUGCUGUGAGGUGUCUAAGCCUGGAGUAUCAGUGCAGUGGAAGAAGAAUAAACGGUCACUGAGAACAAACAGUAAAUACACAAUAAUACAAGAUGGCUGCCUGCUUUACCUCCACAUCAAUGAGCCCAAACCUGAAGACAGUGGCAGUUACUCUUGUCAAGUAGGAAGUGCAGAGACCACUGCAAGUGUCAUAGUAAAAGAGAUCCCACCUUUCUUCUUGAAUGACUUACUAAGUGUGGAGGCUGAGGAGGGAGGUACUGUCUCACUGUCCUGUGAGAUGUCUACACCUGGUCUGUCAGUGCAGUGGAAGAAGAACAGGCUGCCACUGAGAGCCAACAGGAAGUUUAGGAUGAAACAGGAUGGCUGUCUACUGGAGCUCCACAUUGAUGAGGUCAAACCUGAAGACAGUGGCAGCUACACAUGUCAAGCAGGAGGUGCAGAGACCACUGCAACUGUGACAGUGAAAGAGCUGGCUCCAUUUUUCCACAAGGAAUUGCAAAAUGUGGAGGCUGAGGAGGGAGGUACAGUUUCCCUGUGCUGUGAGGUGUCUAAACCAGGGGUGCCUGUACAGUGGAAGAAGAACAAGCUGCCACUGAGAGCAAACACGAAGUAUGAAAUAAUACAAGACGGCUGCCUACUUUAUCUCCACAUCAAAGAGAUCAAACCUCAGGACAGUGGCAGCUACACAUGUCUAACAGGCCGUGUUGAGACCACUGCAACUGUGACAGUGAGAGAACUUCCUCCAUUCUUCAAGAAAGGCUUAAUAAGUGUGGAGGCUGAUGAGGGAGGCCCGGCCUCCUUGUCCUGUGAGUUGUCUAGAUCUGGAGUAACAGUUCAGUGGAAGAAGAAUAAACUACCACUGAGAGCAAACAGGAGGUAUGAAAUAAUACAAGAUGGCUGCCUGCUUCAUCUUCAUAUCAAGGAGCUCAAACCUGAGGACAGCGGAAUCUACACAUGUCAAGCUGGAAGUGCAGAGACCACUGCAACUAUGACAGUGAGAGAGCUCCCACAUUUCUUCAAAAAGGAAUUGGAAAAUCUAGAGGCUGAGGAGGGAGGUACAGUCUCACUGUCCUGUGAAGUGUCUAAACCUGGUCUGUCAGUGCAGUGGAAGAAGAACAGGCUGCCACUGAGAGCCAGCAGUAAGUAUAAGAUGAAGCGUGAUGGCUGUCUGCUGGAGCUCCACAUUGAUGAGGUCAAACCUGAGGAUGGUGGCAGCUACACAUGUCAAGUAGAAAGUGCAGAGACCACUGCGUCGGUGGCAGUGAAAGAGCUGGCUCCAUUCUUCUACAAGGAAAUACAAAACGUAGAGGCUGAGGAGGGAGGUACAGUCUCACUGUCCUGUGAGGUGUCUAAACCAGGGGUUUUAGUUCAGUGGAUGAAGAACAGGCUGCCACUGAGAGCCAGCAGGAAGCUCAAGAUGAAGCAGGAUGGCUCUUUGCUGGAGCUUCACAUUGAUGAGCUCAAACCUGAGGAUAGUGGCAGCUACACAUGUCAAGCAGGAAGUGCAGAGACCACUGCAAGUGUGACAGUGAAAGAGCUGGCUCCAUUUUUCCACAAGGAACUACAAAAUGUGGAGGCUGAGGAGGGAGGUCCAGUCUCUCUGUGCUGUGAGGUGUCUAAGCCUGGAGUAUCAGUGCAGUGGAAGAAGAAUAAACGGUCACUGAGAACAAACAGUAAAUACACAAUAAUACAAGAUGGCUGCCUGCUUCACCUCCACAUCAAUGAGCCCAAACCUGAGGACAGUGGCAGCUACACAUGUCAAGCAGGCAGUGCAGAGACCACUGCAAGUGUGACAGUAAAAGAGAUCACACCUUUCUUCGAGAAGGACUUACAAAGUGUGGAGGCUGAGGAGGGAGGUACUGUCUCACUGUCCUGUGAGGUGUCUAAACCUGGUCUGUCAGUGCAGUGGAAGAAGAACAGGCUGCCACUGAGAGCCAACAGGAAGUUUAGGAUGAAACAGGAUGGCUGUCUACUGGAGCUCCACAUUGAUGAGGUCAAACCUGAGGACAGUGGCAGCUACACGUGUCAAGCAGGAAGUGCAGAGACCACUGCGUCUGUGACAGUGAAAGAGCUGGCUCCAUUCUUCCACAAGGAAUUGCAAAAUGUGAAAGCUGAGGAGGGAGAUAUGGUUUCUCUGUGCUGUGAGGUGUCUAAAUCAGGAGUGGCAGUGCAGUGGAAGAAGAACAAGCUGCCUCUGAAAGCAAACAUGAAGUAUGAGAUGACGCAGGAUGGCUGUCUCCUCCAGCUGCUUAUCAAAGAGCUCAACCCUGAGGACAGUGGCAGCUACACAUGUCAAGCAGGAAGUGCAGAAACCACUGCAACUGUGACAGUAACAGCAUUACAAUCUCGUCCACCAAAGACAGAACCGCCCACUCUAUUACCUCGAGUAAAGGGCACUGUUUCCAAAACAUCUCCUACUCCAGAGAGCGAGAAUCUGAGUCUCCAAGAGGCCAAACCUGUCCCUCCAGAGCCCAAAAAGAGAGCUAAUAGGAAAGCUUCUAUCACAAAUUCAGAAAAGGAUGUAGAGCCUAUAAUAGAUCUAAAUAAGACUAUACUGAAGGUGGGUAAAGCGGAUAAGGGAAAACGACCUGUCAAGUCUGUGGAGGAAGACUUUGACAUUGUACAGAAUAUAACACAACUGGAGAAGGAAGAAGAUCAAAUGUGUGAGGUGGACAACAAACCAGAGAAGUCAAUAAGAUUAUUGGGGAAAGAUGACAGGAUUGACAGGAACGUCAAAGAGCCUAGUAGGUCUUUGGAAACAGAAGUUUUCCUGGGGAAACAACAAAUAGGCGACCUGAUAAGUCAGUCAGAGAGAAUUUCCGAUGACAUUGUGUUUGAACAGAAACAGAUGUUACUUUGUCAAGAAAAGGAAAGUGAAGCCAAGCUGAGCGUAGCACAAUCUGAAAAGCCUUCAGAGAAAAUAGUUGAAGUUGACAAAAGAGAAAAACACAUAGGAACACAUGGGUGGAAGGACAGUGAGGACAGAAAAGGACCUGGGAAGCCACAAGAAGAGUUAAUUGGAAAAGAAACAUCAACGGAUGAUAAUAGUAGGUCCACAGUGAAGGAAGGUGAAGCAGGUAAGACAGAAGAGGAGCCUUUAAAACCCCCGGUAAGAUCUAAAUUUAAGCCAGCUGACAGAAAACAACCUUUCACAUGUAUUGUCAAGAAAACAGAGGAGUUUGUUCCCCAAUCAUUAAAGGCUACAGUAAAUGAUUCAGAAGAGGACCUCAAACAUACAGACUAUAUGAAACAAGUUUCUACAGAGGAAGAACGAGAGAGAAAAACACUGAAGCAAGUCUCUGUACAUCACCUGGACAAACAGUCAAGAGAAGAAUCAGAAACGCCUUCAAUAAGAGAGGAUGAACAUGUCUCUCCAAAACCACCAUUAAGGAUUAAAAGCAAACCAAGAGGAAGAAUGGAAAAACAAGAAGAACAAGAGCCAACAGUGAAAAGUGUGGUGAAAAGAACAGAUGGUCAGGCAACACAACAGUUAUUGAGACCUGUGGAUAAAGAGGAACCCAGAUUUGAGAGGAAACUGUCAGCCACACUAGACACUGAAGUAACUGAUGAAAUAAAGCACACUGUGAAAGCUGAAGAGAAAGAUAUAGACACCAAACAGCCGAUCAAACAACCAGUAAAACCCAUGAAAAAAGACCCUGGAGUCUACCAGGAUAUAAAUGUUGCAGUUAAGCCACUGAGAAGGGAGGAAGAGAAAAAAAUGAUGGAAGCUGUUCCCCUUCUUUACCUGUCAGAAGAUGAGACCUUCUUAGAGGCUUUGACAGAGAUACCAGUGGACUACAGUAAGGAUCAGCCAAUUGGUCAACCCUCUAUUCUUUCUCCAGUGCAUGCACUCCAGGAGAAACAGCCUCCCCAUGCUGCUUCACCAGAUGUUGACAUCAGCGCUGAAUUUGAACCACAAAUGCAAGAUGCUGCAGUCAAAAUCCAGGCUGCCUUUAAAGGCUACAAAACAAGAAGAGACAUGCGACCUGUCUUCACAGAGGUGUUUAAGAACCAGAGUGCAGAUGUUCAUAGUACAAUCACUCUAGUGUGUAUUGUAGACGGAAAACCCAGCAAAGUGCGAUGGCUGAAAAAUGGCACACAGAUCACUAAUGACCACCGCUGCCGUGUUGAGACCACAGAGAACGGUGUGUGCACACUGGUGAUCAAAAACCUCAAAACCAAUGACACUGGAAUCUAUGCCUGUGAGGUGAUGAAUACAUUUGGCAUGACUUCUUACAAUGGAAACAUAACUGUUGUUGAGCCUCUGCAGCCGGUCCCUACAGCCCAGAAACCUGUACACCCACCCCUUGCCGCCAUAACUCCUCUGCAACUUGCUCCAGUAAAGCCUGAGGAACAGACUGAAACACAAACCAAGAACCAGAUUCCCACAUCAGCUACAGAUGAUGCAAAUUAUGUAGAACGUGUGAGUGUCUCUUUGUGGGAGGCCUUCAACCUGACGGAGCAAGAUACACAAAAGAAGCUCCAAAAGAGGAGAGGAUCAUCUCUCAUUGCUGCCUGCUCCAUGUCAAGUCCUUCUGAUUAUGACACAGCUCCUGACAUAAUGGAACCUGUUGAAACCAGCCCAGUUCUUUCAAGGGAAGUUCCAAAGCCAGAAGAUAAAGUACCUCCAAAGGACAAUGAAGAAGCAAUAAGUGCUCCACAAACGCCUAUGAAACUGCUGAAAGUCGUAGGGGCUCAAGGAAGCAAAAUGAGGACACCAUCUCCAAAGCAUCAUCGUGCCCACACACCCUUAACUAGUACUGUAUCUGGAUCAGAAUCAGAAGGAGAGGAGAAUAGCCAAGAGGUGUUUGAAAUGUACGUGGCUCGAGCUGACUGCAGCUCAACCGGUGGUAAUAAGGACAGUUUCAUCCUCAAGGAGGGGCAGUUUGUAGAAGUCCUGGAUUCUUUUCAUCCUGACAGCUGGCUAGUGAGGACCAAACCUGCUAAAACCAACCCUGCGCGACAAGGAUGGGUGUGUCCAGCCUAUCUGGAGAAGAGGAGAAGGGAGACCUUCCCACAAAUAAGAACACCUCAAGAGGAUCUUGAUGAAAUUGGGUCUACAGUAGAAGAAUACAGGAGAGCUCUGAGUCAACUGGUCCAAGGCCUAAUCAAUGGAGAGGAGGAGUUUGUUAGGGAAAUGAAGAUGUUCAUCUCACACCAACUUAAUUAUUUGGACUCUAGUCACAAUGUGCCCGCAAAUAUCCUCAGCCAGAAAGAGAUCAUUUUCAGGAACAUCAAGGACAUUGUGUCUUUGCAUGAGCGGUCAGUCCUCCCUGGUCUAAGAGGCUGUGACACAGACGAUGACGUGGCCAUGCUUCUGAUCAUGCACUCCGAAGACUUUGAGAAGUAUCUCCACUACAUCAUGGGACAAGCACAAGCAGAAGCUUGUGUCACUGACAAGGCUCUGCAGCAGUAUUUCAAGGAGUUAACACAAUAUAGUCAGUCGGAUGAAACCAUCAUGGAUGUACUUACUUUCCUCCAGAGACCAGUGGAGAGGAUUCAAACCUACCAGGGUUUACUGAAGGAGUUAAUCAAGAAUAAAGCCAAGAGUGGUCAGAGCUGCUGUCUGUUAGAGGACGCCUUCUCCAUGGUGUCCUGUCUUUCCUUGAGGUCUGACAAUCUGCACCAGGUAUCACUCAUCGAGAACUACCCAGCUCCUCUAAUUUCCUUGGGUGAGCCUGUGCGACAGGGAGUCUUCACAGUGUGGGAGGAAUCGCCAGAAAUGAAGACAGCCUCUAGAGGGCAUCAGAGACAAGUCUUUUUCUUCAAGGAAUGCAUUGUCCUGUGUAAACUGAAAAGAGACGUGCGCAUGAACAGUGUCACCUACACCUUCAAGAACAAAAUGAAGCUGAAUGAUGUGGAAGUAAAGGAGAGUGUUGGAGGAGAUGAAAAGUCUUGGGGGUUAUGGCAUGAGCACAGGGGCUCGGUGCGGAGGUAUACACUGCAAGGCCGCUCCACGCUGGCUAAACUCCCGUGGCUCAAAGAACUGAAGGAGCUCCAGCAGCGCUCCAGACUGCCCACUAACAGUCCACCAGCGUUUGAUUCGCCACUGUCUGACUGCACAACAAAGAUAGGACAGACGAUUAAACUGACAUGCAAGAUCACAGGAUCACCCAAACCAGUGGCCAGCUGGUUCAAAGAUGGUCUUCCUCUGGAGGAUGACCCCCGUCACAUCAUCACAGCAGACCGGUCUGGCACCUGCAGUCUCGUUCUAGACAAUCUCACUUCUGAAGACUCUGGACAGUAUACCUGCUAUGCCACCAGCUUCAUGGGCACUGCUGGUACUCUGGCGAAGGUUGUGGUGCAGGCUCCACCCAGAUUUGUGAGUCGGCUGGAGAGUGCUUGUCUGAUAGAAGGAGAGGAUAUCCAGUUCACUUGUUCCACGUUCAGUGUUCCAUUACCACGAAUCAGGUGGUUUAAAGAUGGCAGAGAAUUGACUGACCAGCAAAAGUAUUCAAUCGUGAACGACGCUCGUAGUGGAAUCUUGUGUCUGACGGUCAUCAGUGCAACUGUGGCAGAUAUUGGGCAGUAUGAGUGCGAGCUGUGGAAUGAGUUGGGCUGUGUCAAGUGCAAGGCGGGUCUGUGUCCUGCUUAUGUACCAACGAACGACACUCUGACUGACCACUCUCAGGAUUUGCCACCUAAAGAUGCAGACUCCGAGGGCUGGUCCACUGCCUUUGUGAACAAAUGGUUACAGGCUGAUUUAAGCCCCACCUCCAUUGUCAAGAUGCUUCUCCCUCCGGAAUACACUGAACAGUAAUAUAGCGCUGAGGAGGCUGUUCCAUAUCCAUCCACGUCCAUGGAUCUCGCGGUGCAACUGCCUGUAUGUUACCCUGAGGAAGUGGAGGAGGAGAUUUACCUUUCAGAACCAAUGCAAGAGAUUACAGAUGCUCCUCCCUCCAUCCAAGUACCCACUGAAGACGUGUAUGUAGAACCAGGCCAACCAGCUACAUUUGUUGCCAUCAUCACAGGGAGACCUGCUCCUAAGAUACAGUGGUACAAGGAUGAGGAGGAUAUUGCAGCCAAUGAGAAUGUGGAGAUAGUACAGCACGGUGCUCGCUACUCACUGACCAUCGUUUGCUGUGAGGGGGAAGACAGUGCCAUAUACACCUGCAUUGCUUACAAUAACUCUGGUCAUGAUUCGUGCCAGGCUCAGCUUACAGUGGAGGAAGGUCCACUGGAGUGUCAGGAGAGAGAGGUGGAGCUGUGCAAGAGGAGAAAGUUAUUCGCUGUCUAUGAUGUUCAUGAGGAAAUUGGAAGGGGAACAUUUGGGGUGGUGAAGCGUGUCGUCCACAGACGGACUGGUGAAGUCUUCGCUGCCAAGUUCCUGCCUCUGCAGAGCAGCACUCGGACAAGGGCCUUCCAGGAGAGAGACUUGCUGUCCCGUCUGGCUCACCCCAGAGUGGCCUGUCUGCUGGACUUCUUCUGCACCAGACGCACUCUGGUGCUGAUCACAGAAAUCUGUUGCUCUCAUGGACUUCUGGACCAUUUAUUAUUGAGAGGAUCCGUCUCAGAGAGAGAGGUUCAGUCAUACAUCCAGCAAAUCCUAGAGGGUGUUGGCCACAUUCACAGCAUGAACAUCUUGCAUCUGGACAUUAAACCUGAUAAUAUCCUGAUGGUGUAUCCACCGAGAGAUGAAAUCAAGAUCUGUGACUUUGGGUUUUGCCAAGAAAUAGACACCUCCAGACACCAGUACAGCGUGUUCGGUACACCAGAGUUUAUUGCACCUGAGAUUGUUCACCAGGAACCAGUCACAGUGGCCACUGAUAUUUGGGCUGUGGGUGUUAUAGCCUAUCUAUGCCUGGUGUGUCGAUGUCCUUUCUUGGGUGAGACGGACCGUGCAACGCUGCUGACAGUCGGGGAGGGGACCCUGAACUGGGAUGCUCCUGAUGUCAUGAACAGGAGCUUCGAAGCCCAGAACUUUCUCCGCCUGGUCCUUCAGCCAGACCCAGAGAAGCGACCGACUGCCUUUGAGUGCUUGAGCCAUGAAUGGUUCCAGGAUGAAAAUGCAGGAGAGGAUACUGACAAAAUCAACACAAAGAGUUUGAAAGUAUUCAUCUCAAAAGUAAAAUGGCAGCGUUCUUUGACCUGCAUUGGGUCAGUUCUCAUGUUGAGGCCUAUCCCUGAGCUGCUGAACGCUCCCCUCAGAGAGAAUGCAGUGACAGUGCCUCGCGAGCUCCAAGAACACAGCAGCUCUUCUCUGAGCAGUGGCUCAUCAUCAGAGUAUGAUGAAGCUGACUCCUGGGGCUUUUUCCAGCACUACAGCCCAACUGAGGAGGAGGAAGAGGAGGACACAGAUGACGAUUAUGAUCCUUUAAUGGAGAGAGCACAGAUCCCUGUGCCUUUUGCCAAGCCUCAUCUACAUGUAGAGGAGGAGGAGGAACUGACAUUAGGAAAGGAAGAGGAGAGAAGGAGUUCCCUAGAGCGCAGUGUGAGCAGGCAGUCAGUUGUGUCAUCAGAAGCGUCCUUCCAACAGACACCUCUGAGGGAGCGUAAGUUGAGUAAGGACAGCAGUCCAUCUCUCAACCUGUCUGACUGGGAUGAGGGUUCAGGAAGUGACGGAGGCCGUAUCCCUCGGGGCAGCGUCAUCCGAAGCACUUUCUACAGCACCUCUCAUCAGCUUUCACCUCUGUCUGCCAGACACAUGACGCUACGGGACAAAUUCAAAGCCAAAAAGCAGGAGAGAGGACGCAAACCACUCAGAAGAAGCUUUUCAGGACGCCUCAAUGAGCCACUCAUUGAAUAUGUAGAGGAUGAGACUGAAACAAAUCGAGGCCAAAGACGGGGAUCAAUCCAGCCCUCAAUACAGAAAUCCUGUUCCUUUGACAGUGGAGUUGUUCUUGCCCAUGGCAACGUACCUCCUCACAGGAGGAGCAGGUCCCUUGAUGAAUAUUCACGCCGAUCUCCCAGCUCGCCCAAGCGCACAAAGCCAGGUGAGGAAGAGGGCUCUCAAAGUCUUAAGGAAGAUUUCACAGAUGAUGAAGUGGCAGGGAGAGACAUGCUGGCCAUCCCGAGUCCAAGUCCACGGCGACCCACAAGAAGAAAAAGAGUCCCUGCCGCUCCUGUGCAUGGGACACACACACUAGGUGGAAUAUCUGUUCGCUCAAACUUCGUGGCUGGAGACAGAAUGAGCAACACACUGGAUGAGGAACAGGCAGAAGGGGGAAGUACAUUUGCUGGCUCCCAGGGAUCUCUGGCCGAAUCGUCUAUUUUGGAGCAUGGUGGCUCAGAGUCUUCAAGUAGACUCGGCUCCUAUGAGGAGCUUAGUCAUGAUCAUCUCAGAAGAAAUGACAGGUCAGGGGAGAGUGAAGACUAUGAUCGGCGGGAAACUCUGAUUUCAUCAUCCCCCUGCUCAUUCCCAGAAGUCAUACCCAGAGGCUUGCCUCCUCAGGCACCACCGCGUAAUCGCACCCGUUCCAACUCCAACUUAUCUACAACUAGCAGAGGUCAAUCGGGCCCCUCACUAACACCGAGCCCAAGUCCCAGCCUCUCUUCACUCCAGGCUCCAGAGACGCCUCCAAGGGCCAGGGGAAAGAAGGAAAGCUACGGCCUGCAGAGGCACGCAUCUGCUCCAGCUUUGGAAAUUCGGCUCCCCACAGGAAAGUCACCCAAGCUGGGGCUGCUGAAGAUGUUACGCAGGCAGUCUUGGACUGGCCAUUCAUACUCCCAGCUGGAGAACACAGAGUUAGGACCCACACUGGGUGAGAUCAUGAAGCCAGAUUCACCCAGCAUGUCUCUGCGGAAGAAAAUUAGAGCUUCAGCCUCCAGCCUGACCAAGCUGUUUUCCAGGUCUUCCAGUAAGGAGGAUGUGAGUCAAGGGCCGAUAGUUAAAGGAUCAGCCCAACUCCCAUCUGAAAGGGAGCAUCGAACUGGUCUUGAAAGUCCAAAAAAGAGGACCUCCAAAAUCCUGCCUUCUCUCAAAAUACCUGGAUUCAAAAAGACAAAAGUUCUCCCCGUACGUCCCAACAAAGCGGAUGUGCUCCAUUUGGAUGGGGGCAGAGUCCUGGUGGUCUGGAGACCAGUACAGUCCAGUGAGCCUGUCACCUACUGUGUGCAGUACAGUACAAACGGUGGUGAGUGGACGGUCCUGUCAGAGGAGGUGACCGAUAGCUGCUACGUGGUGAAGGAUUUACCAAGAGGACUGUCCUAUGUGUUCAGAGUUGGCUGCAUCACUAAGAUAGGAGCAGGACCUUUCAGUGAUCCUUCUGCACCUGUUGUACUGGCAACGCACCCUGAAGAGACUCAUGUCUCUCUCAUUCAAACUGAGACCUUGGGGUCAAAGGCCACUGGAUCAGAAGGAUCACCUCCACAUAAGAGCUACAGUUUCCUCUCUGAGAUCAACAGGGGUCGGUUCAGUGUAAUAAGCCUUUGUAGGAAUGUUGAGACCAGCCAAGUGUUUGCUGCUAAGAUCACCCCGUACCACGCACAGCAAAGACAGUUGGUGCUGAGUGAGUAUCAGCUGCUCAAGAGACUCCAUCACUCACACCUGGUGCAGCUGCACACUGCCUUCAUCACCCCCUGCUACCUGGUGUUAGUGGAGGAGCUUUGCCCCGGCAAGGAGCUGCUCGACAGUCUCGCUGUGAGAGAUCUGUACGCAGAGGUUCACGUUGCAGAGCUGCUGUUCCAGAUUCUGAGCGCCGUCGACUACCUUCACAGCCGUCGAGUCGUCCACCUGGACCUGAAGUCUGACAACAUGCUGGUGGACGAUUGUAACCACCUGAAGAUUGUAGACUUUGGCUCAGCUCAGUCCUUCACACCUGGACAGCCCCUCAUUGUCGAACACAUCCAAGGCCUGUCAGAGAGCAAAGACUGUCGCAGCAAAGUUUAUAUUGUCCUUCCUAAAGCUCCGGAAAUCCUGGAGGGUCAUGGUGUCGGGCCAGAAACUGAUAUUUGGGCUGUUGGAGUUCUGUCCUUCAUCAUGCUGAGCGCAGACAGCCCGUUCUCUGCCGAGCACAGCUGGGAGGAGGACAGAAACAUUAAGAAGGGGAAGAUCCAGUUUGGGUGCUGUUACCCUGGACUUUCAGAGGGAGCGUUGAACUUCAUGAAGAGCAGCCUGAAUAACAAAUCCUGGGGGAGACCCACUGCUGCUGAGUGUCUCCAGAACCCAUGGCUGCGCACUCAUCGUGCUCCUCACAAAGCCCGGCACUCCAAAGUGUGUUUCUCCACAGACAAGCUCAAAGCUUACCUCAAGCAGAAGGAGGAGAAACGAGAGCUGGUCCGUACCAAGCUUCAGGGUCCUUUCUUUCAGUAGUGCAAUCAUGCAAAUGAAUCUCUCACCAGCUGGUUUAACAUAUGCAGCCUCUUACUCGGCACCUUUGAUUAUAGCUGUGUGGUAAACAUUUAAAAAGAAUGACAUUUUAGUUUCUGAUUAUGAAAAUGUGAUGCGUCUUAAUGAGUUUGUAGGUACGUUUGUACGUGAGCGUUUUUAAGGUUUUAAGUUUUAAGUUUGCUCUGGCUUAAUGUGGAAACCAAUCAGGGAUAAAAACACAAAGAAUCUAUGCAGCCGUGUUUGUUUGUGACAUGAGAAACAUGAGUUGUUUUUCGACGUAUUUUUCUCUCACAGGGAAAAAACUCAAACAUUUCUGUUGUGCAGCUCUGCUUGAUUCAGAAACCCGAGUUUGUUUUAUUUAAAUCUUUAAAUGUUAAGACUGCGAUGUAUAAAUGGUAAAUGAAUUGAUGAUUGAUUGAUGCUUCACUGGAGUUUCAUUUUAAUGAUAUAUUGGGUUAAAUACCCACUGGAGUGAGUCAGUGAACCACAGAUUUAAAUAAACAUGAAUAGAGUGGUCA
Solea senegalensis (Senegalese sole) is the source of this 20857-nucleotide messenger RNA. It is a transcript of the gene obscna, whose product is annotated as obscurin, cytoskeletal calmodulin and titin-interacting RhoGEF a. The record is from RefSeq and is a predicted model, not a curated record. Gene Ontology annotation, biological process: protein phosphorylation. Gene Ontology annotation, molecular function: ATP binding; guanyl-nucleotide exchange factor activity; protein binding. Lineage: Eukaryota; Metazoa; Chordata; Actinopteri; Pleuronectiformes; Soleidae. The transcript has 84 exons.